Striga hermonthica is the source of this 1106-nucleotide messenger RNA. The record is from the annotation of a GenBank genome assembly. NCBI's taxonomy places the organism in Eukaryota, Viridiplantae, Streptophyta, Magnoliopsida, Lamiales, Orobanchaceae.
UUUUCGACCUCAGCGGUCUCGAUUCUCAGUUUUCGACCUCAGCGGUCUCGACUCUCGAUUUUCGACCUCAACAGUCUCGACUCUCAAUUUUCGACCUCAGCGGUCUCGAUUCUCAGUUUUCGACCUCAGCGGUCUCGACUCUCGGUUUUCGACCUCUUGCGGUCUCGAUUCUCGGUUUUUGACCUCAGCGGUCUCGACUCUCGGUUUUCAACCUCAGCCGUCUCGACUCUCAAUUUUCGACCUCAGAAGUCUCGAUUCUCAGUUUUCGACCUCCGCGGUCUCAACUCUCAGUUUUCGACCUCCGCAGUCUCGACUCUCGGUCUCAAUUCUUGGUUUUCGACCUCAACGGUCUCGACUCUCGGUUUUCGACCUCAACGGUCUCAAUUCUCGGUUUUCGACCUCAGCGGUCCCGAUUCUCGGUUUUCGACCUCAGCGGUCUCGACUCUCGGUUUUCGACCUCAACAGUCUGGACUCUCAAUUUUCGACCUCAGCGGUCUCGAUUCUCAGUUUUCGACCUCAGCGGUCUCGACUCUCGGUUUUCGACCUCUUGCGAUCUCGAUUCUCGGUUUUCGACCUCAGCGGGCUCGACUCUUGGUUUUCGACCUCUUGCGGUCUCGAUUCUUGGUUUUCGACCUCAGCAGUCUCGAUUCUCGGUUUUCAACCUCAGCGGUCUCGACUCUCGGUUUUCGAUCUCUUGCGGUCUCGAUUCUCGAUUUUGACCUCAGCGGUCUCAAUUUUCGGUUUUCGACCUCAACGGUCUCGACUCUCGGUUUUCGACCUCAGCGGUCUCGAUUCUUGGUUUUUGACCUCAGCAGUCUCGACUCUCGGUUUUCGACCUCAACGGUCUAGACUCUUAAUUUUCGACCUCAGCGGUCUCGAUUCUCGAUUUUCGACCUCAGCAGUCUCGACUCUCAGUUUUCGACCUCUUGCGGUCUCGAUUCUCGAUUUUCGACCUCAGCUGUCUCGACUCUCGGUUUUCGACCUCUUGCGGUCUCGAUUCUCGGUUUUCCACCUCAGCGGUCUCGAUUCUCGGUUUUCGACCUCAGCAGUCUCGACUCUCGGUUAUCGACCUCUUGCGGUCUCGAUUCUCGAUUUUGACCGCAGCG